This is a messenger RNA of Eremomyces bilateralis CBS 781.70, 1612 nucleotides long. RefSeq names its product Acetamidase/Formamidase. NCBI's taxonomy places the organism in Eukaryota, Fungi, Ascomycota, Dothideomycetes, Eremomycetales, Eremomycetaceae. The transcript has 7 exons. The record is from RefSeq and is a predicted model, not a curated record. The coding region runs from base 271 to 1509 and encodes 412 amino acids. Gene Ontology annotation, molecular function: hydrolase activity, acting on carbon-nitrogen (but not peptide) bonds, in linear amides.
GCCAGAAUCGGAGCUCUCUGAUAGCUUUAUCUCCUUGGAUAGUACAUGUUAUCAAUCGAAAUACUGGCAUUGACGAACCCUGACGCGGCAGUUGACAGGACUGUUAUGAAACAAGUAGAGCUCCCCCGAGUUGGUUAUAAGUCUUACAUCUCCUUCCUCGUUCUGUUGCUCUUAGAAUUCGCUCGAGUCAUCUACCUUUGAGGUCCAAUUGAGUGCAAUUCUGAGAAUCUUCAACAUAAACCUAGCUGUCUUUACAUUCAUUCGUUCACUAUGGGUCUAAAGGGAAUUAAAUAUGCCGCGAAGGUGGACCUGGAGAAGCCCGCCGCUGAGCAGGCAUGCUUACAUAAUCGCUGGCACCCCGAUAUCCCCUCGGUCACCACCAUCACCCCCGGCGAACCUGUCAAAAUUGAAUGCAUCGACUGGACCGGCGGCCAAAUCGGCAACAAUGACUCUGCCAAUGAUGUCCGCGACGUCGACCUCACCCGUGUGCACUACCUCACCGGCCCCUUCGACAUCUCCGGUGCCGAACCCGGCGACGUCCUCCUCGUCGAAAUCCAAGACGUGCAGCCCCUAGAAGAGCAACCCUGGGGCUUCACAGGCGUGUUCGCGAAAGAGAAUGGCGGCGGGUUCCUCGACGAACUGUACCCCGCGCCCGCGAAAGCCAUCUGGGACUUCGAGGGGAUCCACUGCAGCAGUCGGCAUAUCCCCGGGGUGCGGUUCGCGGGGCUGAUCCAUCCAGGGAUCCUGGGGUGCGCGCCCAGUCAGGAGGUAUUGGAGACGUGGAAUCGGAGAGAGGGGGAGCUGGUGGCGGCGAAUACGGAGGUGGGGAGGGAGGUGGCGAAGUUGCCGGAGCCGGUGAAUGUGCAUGCGGGGAGUGCGGAUAAGGAGAUGAAGGAACGGGUGGGGAGGGAGGGGGCGAGGACGAUUCCUGGAAGGCCGGAACAUGGUGGGAAUUGCGAUAUUAAGAACUUGUCGCGAGGGAGUAAGGUGUAUCUGCCGGUGCAUGUUAAAGGGGCGAAGUUUAGUGUGGGAGAUCUGCAUUUCUCGCAGGGCGAUGGAGAGAUUUCUUUCUGCGGCGCCAUCGAAAUGGCAGGUGUUAUCACCCUCAAGUUCUCGGUCAUAAAGAACGGCCUGGCCGAACUCGCCAUGAAGUCUCCGAUUUACAUUCCAGGCCCCGUCGAGCCGCAAUUCGGACCGGGACGAUACAUCUACUUCGAAGGAUUCAGUGUCGACGAGAACGGCAAACAGCACUACAUGGAUACGACGGUCGCGUAUCGGCAGACGACGCUCCGGUGUUUCGAGUACUUGAAGCGAUUCGGCUAUAAUGACUACCAGAUUUAUCUGCUGCUUUCAUGUGCUCCUGUACAAGGCCACAUUGCCGGUGUUGUGGAUAUUCCAAACGCCUGCACCACCAUGGGGCUUCCGAUCGAUAUCUUCGACUUUGAUAUUUUACCAUCGGCGCCGGUCCAGAAGAGGGACAUGGGAUCGUGUGCAUUUGCAAGCAACUAAUCAUCUUUUUGGUUAUAUUGGUAUGGGCCGACUCUGCGUUGACGCUCCGUCGUCUAUAUAUAGCCAACCGAGCUUUGAAGAAAUGAAAUCUCUCACAACCGGG